CAGAAUGAGUAGGAGGUUUUACUUCGCUCAGAGAAUGAAUUCUCAGACGCAAAAGAGGUUCCUCAUCAUGCCUCUUUCAAAUCAUCUUAAAAAGUGUUCUUUUUUAACCAUGAAAAAUCACAGCAAAAAAAUUAAAACAAAAGAAACAAGUAUCAAGAGAAGACGGAGACGGCGAGGUGAGUUGGUUUCUCUCAGACAAAUGCCUCGAUUCGUCCUCAUGUGGAAUGGAAUGGAUAAAUCGGACUCGUCAUCUAUGUUUAAUCUUCUCAUCACCGAGAAACCCACCGAAUUCCAAUCGUAAACCCCCCGUCAACGAUUAACAAUCGAAACAUAAAAGAAAAAAAACAAAAAUAAAAGGAACAGAAUCGAACACUCAGAAGAGCAGCGGAGAAGAAAAACACAACGGCGCGGCGACCGUCCUCCACGGGAUGGGCGAAGGUCAGAUGAUGGAGAUGGGGUUCCUCGAAGCCAUAUAUAUAGGGUACAAAUCUAGGGUUAGGUUUCCGCUUAACGAAACCCCGCUCUGGAUUUACUGAAAUGCCCCUUGUCUACAGUAACAUUCAUAUUGGGCCGUAUUAUUGGGCCCUCCAUCGCUAUAUCUUACGGGCCUUUUGUUUUCUUUCAGUUCUUUUCGCCAAGGGCGAUUAUUACAGUUUUGACCUUGUGUGUCUCCUUCAAACGGACGAACUAUCCACCCCCGUUCUCUCCACAGGCGAUAAUGGUUUCAGGUGCUGCGGCAGCUGCUCUCCUCAGCUUCCAUUCUCCCUUCAAGCUGCGCCACUCGGUGGCGCACCAAUCCCCCCUCCCUUGCUUCCCCAAGAGGGUUGACAGGUUAUCACCUUCUGGAGCUGCGACUGAAUCCGAUCUCUCAGCUGCCUCCUCCGGCGCUCUUGCUGCAACCGCUGCUGCGCCUGAAGCGCUGAGUUCACAUCGCGGUAGCACCGCUUCUGAUCUUGAAAGCUUAUGCAAACAAGGUAGAAUAGAGGCGGCCUUUGAACUAAUUGAUCGGAUGGGGAAACGUGGGAUGCCAGUUCAACCCGGCGAUCUUGCUCUGCUGCUCCAAGCUUGCGUCCAGUCGCGGUCGAUUGCCCUCGUCAGGAGAGCUCACCGACGGAUGAUGAGAACUUCGUGGAGAUCCUUCAAGCCAAUCGUCGACCAAUUGGCCUCUGUCUAUUGUAAGCUGGGCAGCGCCGAAGACGCGCGCCGCGUGUUCGACGAAAUGGUCGUUCGUCCCGGACUGGCCAGUAAAGGCGAGGCGGACCCCAAGAGGAGGGAGGCGUACGAGAAAGUGCAACGGUUGCAUGAGGAGAUGAGAGCGGCAGGGUACGUGCCGGACACGAGGUUCGUGCUGCACGACAUCGACGAGGCGGCGAAGGAGCAGGCACUGAUGUACCACAGCGAGAGGCUGGCCAUCGCCUACGGCCUCAUCAGCACGCCGCCGGGCACCACGCUCAGGAUCAUGAAGAACCUCAGGAUCUGCGGGGACUGCCACAACGCCGUCAAGCUCAUCUCCAAGAUCGAGGGGCGGGAGAUCAUCGUGAGGGACAACAAGCGGUUCCACCACUUCAGGGAUGGUGUCUGCUCCUGCAGAGACUACUGGUGAACACGUAUCUGCUAUCGUUUAUGUGACGCACUUUUGACGGACUAAUUAUAUAUUAGGAACGACCUUUUAUCAUUAGUGUGGUGGUCUUUACCGUUUAAAAAGUUGUAUUAUCAUCUCUAUAAUUAUAAGAAUAAAAUAUCUAUAUUCAUUUA
This is a messenger RNA of Musa acuminata AAA Group (dessert banana), 1755 nucleotides long. RefSeq names its product pentatricopeptide repeat-containing protein At2g22070-like. Gene Ontology annotation, molecular function: protein binding; zinc ion binding. The transcript has a single exon. Bases 719 to 1603 code for a protein of 294 amino acids. NCBI's taxonomy places the organism in Eukaryota, Viridiplantae, Streptophyta, Magnoliopsida, Zingiberales, Musaceae. The record is from RefSeq and is a predicted model, not a curated record.